This is a messenger RNA of Acaulospora colombiana, 3062 nucleotides long. The record is from the annotation of a GenBank genome assembly. Lineage: Eukaryota; Fungi; Glomeromycota; Glomeromycetes; Diversisporales; Acaulosporaceae.
UAGAGCUGGAAUGCCAGUUAGGCGGACAUACCUCAAAUUUAACCCUUCUAAACGUAUUCCAUAUCCCCACAAACGACUUCUGUUUGUUCUCCGAGUCCCGAUUUGACCUGGGAGGAGGAGGAAUCACUGGAUUUGGUGGCCAGCGCAAGCUACUCAAUGGUCAGAAGAAAAUUGUAGCGGAAGCAAGACUUACCCCAUCAAGAUUAUACCUCCUAAAGGCAAAAGCAAAGGUCCAGAGCAAGGAGAGAAUGAACGCGCUCAUAUCUCCUAAGCCAUCAUGGGACGAAUGGCACCGAAGAUUUGGACAUGUAGCGACGUCAUCGCUACAGAAGAUCUAUAAUGACAAUUUGGUUAGCGGACUCGACGUAGAUACAAGCAGCUUACCUCAUAGCUGUGAAGCAUGUAUCGCAUCAAAGAUCACGAAGAGGCCUUUCCCGAAGGAAGCCGAAACUCGAGCGGACGUACCUGGAGAACGCACCUAUAGCGACGUCUGGGGUCCUGCAAGAACGAAGUCAAUAGAAGGAUCAAGAUAUUAUAUUUCAUUUACCGAUGACGCGACGAGGAGAACGACAGUUCUCUUCAUGAAGGAUAAGGGGGAGGCGACGGAGAGGGUCAAGACUUACCUCACUUAUGUGGAACGGCGCUUCCCAACGCCCCCGAAAGCAAUUCGAAUCGAUAACGGAAAGGAAUUCAUCAACAAAGAGUUGAAGAAUUGGUGCAAGAGCAAGAUAAUCGAUAUUGAGGCGACGUCCCCAUAUUCCCCAAGUCAAAAUGGCGUCGCCGAACGAUUCAAUAGAACAUUAAUGGAGUUAGCGAGAGCAAUGCUGAUAGCAAGAAACUUACCGCAUUUUCUAUGGACGCAUGCAGUCGCCUAUGCAGCGUACCUGCGGAAUCGGGUGAUGACCCGAGCACUCAAGGGCAAGACACCACACGAAGCGUGGACUGGCAAGAAACCAGACGUAUCACACCUGCGAGAAUUCGGAUGUCCAGUAUGGAUCAAGGUCGAGGAGAGUAUAGGAAAACUCUCACCUCGAGCCGUCAAGCAUAUUUUUGUCGGAUUUGAAGAUGGUCCGAAGGCGAUCCGCUAUUAUGAUGUCCAGAAGAGGUCGAUUAAGGUAUCGCGAAAUUUUGUAUUUACCGAUGCCGAGCCCGCAAAGAAAGUUGAAGUAUUGGUCCAAGGUGGAUCGACGAUUGAGGGGGAGCAGGCGAGUACCGAAGAGUCCAAUCGUCAAGCCGAAGAGAGUACUGUCGAAGAUAUGCUACGCGAGGAAACCAAAGUCAGUUCGGCAGAGCCAAAAGGUCAAAACCCACUGAUACGCGUCCUUCCUGGCCGCAAAGCAGCCAAGGAUAUGGACUAUGCUGUUGCCGGCAAUAUGGACGCCCGACCAGCAAAGCCAAGAGGUCCUCGAGCACGAACGGACCCUGACGCCACAAGCUCUGCCGGAUCUGAAGACCAAGCAUCCGAAGGUCUCAAUUUCGCGUACGCUGCCCUAGGUGGUAUCGUCAGUUUAGAAGAAAUCCCAAAGACGCUGAGAGAAGCUCGUGCGUCAAAGGAAGCAAAGCAUUGGGAAGAGGCAUUUAAGAAAGAAGUAAACCAACUCACCGAGAAGAGAACGUGGGAGAAGACAAAGCUACCUCCCGGACGCAAAGCGUUAGGAACGCGAACGGUCUUCAAUAAGAAAUACGACGCUGAUGGAAACGUGAAGUACAAGGCAAGAAUCGUAGUGAAAGGGUACUCACAAAUUCCCGGAUUUGACUAUACGGAGACAUUUGCGCCAGUUGUCCGACUCGAUUCCCUGCGAGCGUUGAUAGCGUUAGCAGCAGUGAACAAUUGGGAGAUGGAAGCGAUGGACGUGAAAGGUGCUUACCUGAAUGCCAAUUUAGACGAAGAACUUUAUAUCGAACAGCCGGAAGGAUACAACGACGGUUCUGGAGAUGUGCUGAAGUUAGUCAAGGCACUCUAUGGAACGAAGCAAGCAGCCCGUGCGUGGCACAAGACGUUGAAGGAAACACUUACCGAGAAAGGAGCGAAGGUUAUCGACGAAGACCAGAGCAUUUUCAUGUUCACUAUCGACGGGUGGUUUGUUUUCAUGGCCAUCUGGGUGGACGAUAUCGUGGUCGUGUCGAAUAGCCGAGAGAAGAUGCAAGAGAUCAAGGAGUGGUUCAAGACGAAGUUCGAAGCCACAGAUUUAGGAGAACCCCGCAAGAUUUUAGGAGUAGAAGUCGAGAGGGAUCGCGUCAAUGGUACCAUUUCGCUCGGACAGAAGACUUACAUCGAUGAUAUAGUCAAGCGAAUGGGACUACAAGACGCCAAUCCCGCUCCGACUCCACUAGAUGACGCCGAACAAUUAGUACACGACGACGGACCAAUGGACGAAGCACAUACCAAAUCCGAAUACGCGACUGCGAUCGGAAUGCUAAUGUACGCGGCAAUAUGCACGCGCCCGGACAUUGCAUUCGCGGUACAGACGCUCAGCCAAUUCAACCAAAAACCAACGAAGACCCAUUGGACCGCUAUCAAGAGAGUUUUUCGUUAUCUCUCUGGUACACGGUCAUUCAAACUCACCUACGGAGGCGACGGAGCCGACAGCGAACUUAUCGGAUUCACGGAUGCCGACUGGGCGAGCAACCGCAUAGACAGGAAGUCAGUUUCUGGCUAUUGCUACAUGAUUGGAGGAGGAGCAAUUACCUGGAGUUCGAAGAAGCAACCUAUUGUCGCAUUAUCGUCAGCAGAAGCAGAGUAUAUCGCCGAAACUCACUCAGGACGCGAAGCCCUAUGGCUACGCCGCCUUCUCAGCUCGUUCGGCAGCCCGCAAGACGAACCUACCUUAAUUUACGCGGAUAAUCAAGCAGCUAUCAAGUUAGCAGAUGGAGGACAGUUUCAUACACGUACCAAACAUAUCGAUACUCGCUAUCAUUUUAUACGCCAAUUAGUGGAAAACAAAGACAUAGAAUAUCGUUACAUAUCCACUCACCUUAAUGUCGCCGAUGUAUUUACCAAGGCACUUCCCAAGGAGAAGCACCAUCUAUUCGUUCUCGACUUGGGACUAGUGGCAGCUUGA